Molecule: messenger RNA, 659 nt
Organism: Alternaria postmessia
Lineage: Eukaryota; Fungi; Ascomycota; Dothideomycetes; Pleosporales; Pleosporaceae
Exons: 3
Source: RefSeq, a predicted model, not a curated record
AUGACAACAGAAACGAUACCCAUCGAUAAUGGACAACAAGUCGGCGUUCUGGUGACUUCUUCAAUCUCCAUCCUAAUAGUCAUAGUCGCUGUGGGUCUGCGGAUCGUCGCCAAAAAGAUCGGAAACAGGAUUGAUUAUAGUGACUAUUGUAUUCUCGCCGCCGCACUAUGGAAUACUGCAAUGCACGCGUGCUGCAUCUCACUAGUCAUAUAUGGCGGUUUUGGGUUCCACACAACAGAGAUCUACCAACGUUUUGGACCUGAGACGGCAACGUUCUUCUUCAAGGGGAUAAUGUCCUUUUCGAUACUGUGGAAUGCCACUGUGUGUUUCAGCAAACUAUCGAUUUUAUCAAUGUAUGCUGCACUUAUACCAAUGUCAUCUAUGUUGCAGUGGGCCCGUAUUCUCGGCGCUCUGGUUGUAGCGUGGAACAUCGCCAACAUACUCGCUGCUUUCCUGAUAUGCCGACCGCUCUCAAAAAACUGGAACUUCGCAUUGCCGGGGACUUGCGGAAGUCAACCGUCUUUUUACUUCUCAAUGGGGAUCGUCAAUCUCAUCACAGAUGCUGUGAUCAUCGCAUUGCCCAUGCCAUAUCUGUACAAAUUACGAAUAGCCUGGCGCAGGAAGCUAGCCGUGAUGGCUUUGCUCAGCAUUGGAGUUGG